ACAAAAAAAAAAAAAAAAUGCGGUUCAAAGUUCACCAUGCAAAUUACUUUGGAAUAAUAUUUAGGAAUUUUGCCAUAUAGAAGGAUGGACACAGCGAGUCCAGAAAUUGUCUUAAAGAUCAUCGUACCUGAUACUACUGAUGCUACACUGGAAAUUGCACCUGAUAUUUGCAAUAUAGUUUUGAUUAUCUUAUAAAAACCAGUUCAGUAAUACUUAAAAUAUUUUGAUUUACCUGUUAGAUUAAAACAUAUAUAUAUACAUAUACAUAUAUAUAUAUCUUUGAAAUUAUUUUGACAUAUGUAUUUUAUGCAGUUCUUGUUUAGGAUCAUGAAGCUCACUGAGAGACAUGUUCCCUGUGUUACUUCUGUAUCAUUCCCGAGAAUCAUUCUGUAGGUUUACAUGAAAUCCAGAGACGGCAGUGUCACCGUGAUAGAAAUGAAGGCAGCUUAGUUCAUGAUCCCCUUUCAUGUUAAGGGCUCUGCCUGGUGCACUGUUAACAGCUCAAGAACAAGAAGAAUAGUAGGAGAUACACAUACCUCCAAGCAAUGCCACAGUAAGGUAUCACUAAUCUGUUAAUGUUAUUGUUUAUUUAUUUCUGUAUUUAAUGAAGCAACUGACUGCUGUUUCUGAUAACUUAUACAAAAUAAGAGUAUUAUUAACACCUAAUAAUAAUUUAUCCUGAAUCAUAUGAUUACUUCCUGUUGCCAAAACAUAAUUAAAAAAGUGAUUUUAGAUUCAAAUGGUUGUCAAAUGAAGGAUUAACGAAAACGCAGUAAUACUCUCCCAUCGUGCUUGUGAUUUUCCUCUAAAACAACCAUAGUGCUGCUCCAACAAACUGCUCAUGAUGUGUUCUUAUGAAAUAUUUUGUAACACUUGAACCCCCCGCCCCCCUUAAGUCAGUCAGCUGACUGCACUCUUUUCUAUGUACAGUAAAAACACUGAGAGCAAUACGCUGUAAGUCCUAAAGAAGCCUUGUUUUCUAUUGUGUCAGUGUGUGUGCACAGUUUUUCUGAGGAGGCUAAAAGGUCAAACCUGAUGCCAAAAUGUGAUUCUGGAUUUUUUCUAUGUGCUUGCCUGGCAUGAUGAGACCCUGGUGCUCCUGGUGGGCGAAAAUCACAGUUUGUCUGUAAGGGUUUGUCUUUGGUGUAAAGAGCAAAAGAUAAUCUCCACAAACUGCUAGCUAUGCUUUCACUCUUUUAAAAAGCUGUGCUUAUUCUCCUCCUUUUUUCAUUACCUUGCUCUCUUUUUCGCAUUCUGAAAAGUUUGAAAGGGCAGCUACCUGUCACACUGAAUAAAAUGUGCAGUCACUGUCCAUGGCUUGCUUUUCUUGUUUUCUUUCACCACUUGUCUGAAUUUCUGGGUCACAUACAGCCAGGUAGUGUGCAAAAUGUAUGUAAUGACUAGUUGUGAUUGUUCUUUUUUUUUGUUCCACUUGAUUGAGUUUCUCAUGGUAAACUUGAAAUAUUCUUAAAAAUCCAAUAAAUCUAGAUUUGAUUCAGUCAUAUGUUGAUAGAAUGAUAGAACAGAACAGAAGAGAACAAACUGCUUUCUCUCUGAAAUGUGUCAUCUUCAUGCCAAGUUCACAUGGCCUGCGAUUUUUACCAUGUGACCGUCAACUACAUGAUGCCCAUCUCCUAGUGGACGUCUGAGCGUACUGGUUGGCCUACAGUCAGCUGUAGCUCCGCAGUCCCUCCCUCUCUCCUUUCUAUUUAUAUUCAGUCUAAUCACUCCAGGGCCAUUUUUACCAUCUGACUCCUGCCACCUGUCACUUACACCCCUUUUCUUGUACUUCAUUUCCGUCUUCCUUCCUCGCACACCUCCCAUAUCUCAUGGCUGGGCCUAUGGAGGCCUUUCAGUGUGGGUAUGGUUGACACUUUCAUUAUCACCAUUUGGGCAUUUAUUUCCAAUCUUUUCCAUGCUGUGUGGAGAACGUUGGUGCCUGAGCUGGCUGUUUUGGCAGUGCCACAUCAGGAGCGAGGCCUUUCUUUUAGGGAGUUCAUGGAAGAGCUGAGCCCCAGACAACUGGCUGUGAAACAGCUGAAGCAACAGUUCCUGGAGGCCCUGCAGACCAACAAUGCUCAGGAGGUCAUGCAGAUUCUGCACACUGGGAAACUAGACAUUGACUCUGUGCUCGAGGUGGAAGACCCCAGCAUGGUACUGGCCUCAUACAAACAAGGUUAUUGGCUCCCAGGCUACAAACUGGAGAAGUCCUGGGCAAUGGGCAUCCAUGUAUGUGUGAUGUACAAUGCACUGGAAACAGCGCUGGUGCUCCUUCAGGAAGGUGCAGCUGUCAACCAGAUGCCAAAUGGGAAGACGCCCCUGCACGUGGCCUGCGAGGUCUCCAACAGUGACUUUGUUGCCUUGCUUUUGGCUCAUGGGGCAAAGGUCAACAGCCUGUCACUGAGCGGACACACACCACUGCACUACUGCAUCACCAGCGAGUCUGUGGACUGUGCCAAGCAACUCAUCAUCAAAGGUGCAAAAGUCAAUGUGCCCAGCCGCAACAGUAAUGAAGACACACCUUUACACACAGCUGCCAGAUUCGGUGUCCCAGAGCUAUUGGCUCUCUACUUGACCCACGGAGCAUCUGUGGAUGCAGUUAAUUCCCUUCAGGAGACACCCCUGAUGAGUGCGGCCUUCUGGGCUUUUGACCCUAAAGAGCAAACCUACAGCCAGGACCACCACAUUGUCUGUCGCCUCCUGCUGGACCAUCAGGCAGAUCUGAACCUCCAAGACGAGGACUAUAAAACAGCUCUUCACAAGGCGGCCUGGAACUGCGAUCACGUCCUGAUGCAGAUGCUGCUGGAGGCUGGAGCAGAUGCACGAGCCAUGGACAUCAAUGGCUGUGCCCCCAUUCAGUAUCUCCUCAAAGUGACUGAUGUCAGGCCCAUGGCCAUACCUGAGCUGUGCUUUCAGGUGCUGCUCAACCACAACGCAGCACGGAUCUACCCACCACAGUUCCACAAGGUGUUGCAGUCCUGCCACGACUACCCCAGUGUAGUAGAAAUCAUGGUCAACUCUUAUGAACGAUUAAAGCCCACAAAGAAGUGGAAAGCAGCAAUUCCUGAUGACUGCUACAAGCGACAUAAAGACUUCUACGAUUCUUUGUUUGCUGUGUGCACCAACACUCCUCGCAGCCUGCUCCACCUGACCAGAUGUGCCAUCAGAUUCAGUCUGGGUGGGUUCUGUCACACAGGUGUAGCACAGCUGCCCUUGCCACCUCUCAUGAAGAAAUAUCUAUUACUGGAUCCCAAGGGAAUAUUAUACUGAUGAAGGGACUUUUGUUUAUAAAAUUCAAUGGCUGUACGGGACAGUAUUCUUAAUAUCUCACUUGCCACCUGAUGAUUUUAAAGGAGACACACGCUGCUUGUCUGCAGACCAUGCAGAGUGAAAGUGCUGCUAACUGGAGUUAGCGCUAACAUGUAUGCCUUUUAUUUUAUUUUUUCCAUGCACUCUCAGAGGUUUUUGCAUGGAAUAUAUGAAAUACCUCCCUGAAUUGAAACCCUAAUCACACAAUUACUAUGAAACUGAAUUAUGAAGGUGGUUCGAGGCUGGACUUAACAAAGGACACCAUCCAACUAAAUUCAAAGUAUAAAACCACUGACUGUUCAACCAUAAAUAUGCAGAGGUUUGAGGGACAGGUGACAGGUUUACAGAAUAUAUUUUGGUUUUGGUCUUUUUGGAACCACCCUCCCAUCCCAUAAAACCACUCUUUCUGUAAUCCUGGUAUUAUUUAUAUCUUCCACAUUCUACAGGGGCCCUAUUUGUCUUUUUGAAAAUGGCAUGAGUGUCACUAAGUGUCAUUUGUCUUUUUUUCCAGUGUUGCCUCAUACUUGAGAGGAUCCAAAUUCACCUGGCAGUCUGCGUUAAUGUUCACUCUCAAGCUCAUGCUCUCAUAAUACUCCACUAUCUGCAAAACAAACACUUGACAAAACCCUCCACAACAAGUGCUUACUUUUCCAGUGGAUUGCACAUGCAGUCAUGCCUAAACCAAUAUUUGUUAGCCAGAAAUACAUGCCGAAAAACAAGUGGAGGAGGAAGAUCUAAUAAUAACAGUACCGCUGAUUAUUUUCCUCAUUAACUAAUUAAAUGUUAGCUUUGUCAGCAUUCUGAAAAUACUGUCACAAUUAUCCACAGGCUAAAGUGACACCUUCAUAACAUUUCCUUUGUUCAACCAAUAGUACAAUCCUAAAAAAUACUAUGUUAUUCUCUUAAUAUUAAAAUAAUUCAAAAGAAAAA
Messenger RNA from Scatophagus argus, 4239 nucleotides. RefSeq names its product ankyrin repeat and SOCS box containing 4 (gene asb4). The transcript is spliced from 6 exons. Gene Ontology annotation, cellular component: nucleus; cytoplasm. NCBI's taxonomy places the organism in Eukaryota, Metazoa, Chordata, Actinopteri, Scatophagidae. The record is from RefSeq and is a predicted model, not a curated record. Gene Ontology annotation, biological process: intracellular signal transduction. The coding region runs from base 1864 to 3270 and encodes 468 amino acids. Gene Ontology annotation, molecular function: protein binding.